This is a messenger RNA of Durotheca rogersii, 2013 nucleotides long. Its product is annotated as glycoside hydrolase family 15 protein. Bases 1 to 2013 code for a protein of 670 amino acids. Gene Ontology annotation, molecular function: hydrolase activity, hydrolyzing O-glycosyl compounds. The record is from RefSeq and is a predicted model, not a curated record. The transcript has 8 exons. NCBI's taxonomy places the organism in Eukaryota, Fungi, Ascomycota, Sordariomycetes, Xylariales, Xylariaceae. Gene Ontology annotation, biological process: carbohydrate metabolic process.
AUGACUACGGCUAAGUGCAAUACCCUCAGCGUCUCUACGAGAGACGUUGUAGGUUACCUUCCCAUUGAGAACUACGGCAUCAUCGGAAACAUGAGGACGUGCGCAUUGGCGAGCAUGGAUGGCAGUAUAGACUUUGACUCCCCAUCCGUAUUCUGCCGCCUCCUCGAUAAGGACAAGGGUGGCUACUUCAGCAUCGCCCCUCCCAAACCUACGUCCUACACGACCAAGCAGCAGUAUCUUCCGUCCGCGGCUAUUCUGCAGACACGUUACAUCAACGAAGAUGGCGUCGUUGACGUCGUCGAUUUCUUCCCGCGCCCGAAAACGGCCAAAGUCCUGUCCACGAAGCACAAGCACAACGCGUACCGCGAGACCAAGAGCGUAUACGAGGAGCUGAAGAAGUGGCUCGUACGCCGGGUCGAGUGUAUACGCGGCCGGAUGUCCCUAGACGUCGACGUCUUCCCAGCUUUCGACUAUGCCAGAGAGCCUCAUGCUACCACCAUACUUCAGAAUGCCUGCACAACGGAGGGUCUCCAGAGUAAAACCGUCACGUUCCAUAGCAAGAGCCUGAAGCUGCAGCUCGAUGUGACGAUCGACUGCGGCGGCCGAGAAUCGGCCCCGAGUCUCGUCUUCAAGAAGGUACAGAAAGAUUCCAUGAUGGGCGAGGGCGUGGCCGCCAGCUUCGUCCUCCGGGAAGGACAGGCGAUUUCCUUCGUGAUCCGGGAGGACAUACCAAACCACGUGACGGAAAACAUUACGAGCUCCAUUCUCGACAGCCAACAGCACGACACGCAGACCUACUGGCUGAACUGGCUCUCCAAGAGCAGUUACAAGGGUGCCUGGCGCGAGGUGAUCAUGAGGAGCCUCAUGAUACUCAAGAUGUUGACAUACGAACCCACGGGGGCCAUAGUGGCAGCUCCCACUUUUUCAAUCCCCGAAGCCAUCGGUGGUGUAAGAAACUGGGACUACCGCUUCUCCUGGGUCCGUGACUCCAGCUUCACCAUCUACAUCCUCCUGCGCAUGGGCUUCACGGACGAGGCGGACGCGUACAUGGAGUUCAUCAGCGACCAGGUCCGGAAGGCUACGCAGGCGGGCGGCGACCUGCCGAUCAUGUUUACCAUCAGGGGGGACACGGAAAUACCUGAGGAGGAGCUCAACCACCUAGACGGGUACCGGGGCAGCAAGCCCGUCCGCAUAGGGAAUGGGGCGGCGUUCCAUAAGCAGUUCGAUAUCUACGGCGAACUGAUGGACGCCAUAUACCUCUACAACAAGUACGGGAAGCCUAUCUCGUGGGAUACCUGGGUCUCCGUCCGCAAGAUGCUUGACCACGUCCUGACCAUACUUGACCAGCCGGAUAUGUCUAUAUGGGAAGUCCGCAAUAAUAAGCAGCACUUUGUGUACUCAAAGGUGAUGCUCUGGGUGGCGUUUGACCGCGGUCUCCGCCUCGCCGAGAAGAGAUGUCUGCCCUGCCCGAACCGGCAGAAGUGGCUGGACGCGCGGGACGGCAUCUACGAAGAAGUGAUGGAAAAAGGGUACAACAUGGAGAUGGACAGCUUCGUCCAGAGCUACGAGAACAACACGAUGAUCGACUCGUCGAUCCUGGUCGCGCCGCUAGUCUUCUUUAUCCCGCCCAACGACCCGCGCUUCCUCAACACGGUCGACCGGAUUCUCCUGCCGCCAGACAAGGGCGGGCUCACGAGCGCCGGCCUCGUCUACCGCUACAACACUGAAUUAUCGCAGGACGGCGUCGGCGGGCACGAGGGCGCCUUCAGCAUGUGCACGUUCUGGCUGGUGGAGGCGCUGACGCGCGCGUCGGCGUACGAGCCGGGGUACCUGGGGCGGGCGGUCAACCUGUUCGAGAACGUGCUCGGGUUCUCGAACCACCUGUCCAUGUUCUCGGAGGAGAUCGCGCGCUCCGGCGAGCAGCUCGGCAACACGCCGCAGGCCUUCUCCCACCUCGCGCUCGUCAGCGCCGCCUUCAACCUCGACCGCGCCCGCUCCUUCGCCCGCAAGUGA